GCACUUCUGCAGCGAAGCGGGCUCGUGAGAGCAGACCCAGGGAGCGCGGACCCGCCCGCCUCGGCUCCGCUCAGGGCGCAGAGCCCUGGACCCCUGCAGGAGUCCGGGGCUCGGGAAAGGCCAGCCAGCACCCUGAGCCUCCACUCACUGAGACCGAAGCUCCGCCCCGAGGCUGGGCUUCCCCGGCCCCGCCCCGGCAAUGGGGAGGGUCCCGGCGGAGGCGGCGGGGGAGGGUCAAGAUUUUGGAGAGGAAAAAGAGAGUGAUUUUUACUGUCAGUGCCACUGGAUUCCAUGGAUAUCCUGGCUGGACACCCGUAACACCUUCAGCGCUCACGUCUUUUAAAGAAGAUCCCUCCCUAAGUCUCCUGCACCGCAGGUUUGAGGGCGCAAAAGCUGCUCCUCCCGUCGGCGAGCUCCGGCCCGAAAGGACCCUGGACAACCACUGAACACUGGAUGCGAAAGCAGGAAGAGGAGCAGCAGGAGAGCGCCGCAGACCCGACCCCCAAAAGCGUACCCUGUGCGUCCCUAGGCACUACAGCACCUGCCGCUCCGCGCGGCCCCGCCCCGCUCGACCCCGUUCCCGCCCCGCCCCUGUCUCCGCCCCUGGCCUGCCCCGGCCCUGUCUCCCGCCCCGCCCUGCGCCACCCUGAACCAACGGCCUCGGUUGCAGAGAAGGGCGAGAUCGUCCGCGUGCAACAGCGCCUGCACCACCCACUCCCAGCCCCGCCCCGGCUCCGCCCAGCUCCGGCGUCCCGCCUCGGCUCCGCCCGGCCCGCCGCAGCGUCGAGUCGCGCGGGUCACGGGGACACGGGUCCGGUCGGGGCCGACGCGGAAGCGCCUGCUGUCCGCGACCGGCGCCUCACCGGCUCUGUCCAGCCCUGGUCCCAAGUGCCGAGGACGCCGCUGGUCAGUGUCAUGUGA
Nycticebus coucang (slow loris) is the source of this 921-nucleotide messenger RNA. RefSeq lists its product as uncharacterized. The transcript has 3 exons. The record is from RefSeq and is a predicted model, not a curated record. Lineage: Eukaryota; Metazoa; Chordata; Mammalia; Primates; Lorisidae. The coding region runs from base 454 to 921 and encodes 155 amino acids.